AUGGCAAAUUCCAACCUGAAUCCUACAUCAAAGACUGCAGGCGCCACAAUGCUGAAGGAGAAUCUGUCCGUUGGUCCAUCGCAAGAGUUCAGGGCAGACGCUGCUUCGAUGGAGUCUCACACGUUUGGGAAAUGGGACUACGCAGUGUUUGGCGUCAUGGUCGCCGCCUCAGUGAGCAUCGGUAUAUACCACGCCAUAGUCGGCCGACAUGGUAAACUGGAUGAGUACCUGCUGGCUGGACGCUCAAUGACCUUCUUCCCCGUCGCGAUGUCGUUGAUUGCAACGUUCACGUCGACCAUUACCAUGCUUGGAGCUUCAGCAGAGUCAUAUAACAAUGGCAUCAUGUGGAUUCUCAAUGACAUAGCGCUUUGCGUGGGAAAACUUCUAGAAAUGUACCUCCUACUUGAUCUUCUGAAGAGACUGAACAUAUCAAGCCCAUUUCAGUAUAUCGAGGGACGCUUCAAGUCCAGAGUACUUAGUCUCAUCAUGACGGGAGCGUCUUGCUUCGAAAAUGUCUUUUACAUGAGCAUCAUCUUGUUUGGACAUGCAAUAGCACUGCAGGCUGUGACAGGGUUCUCUACAUUGGGAUCAAUCUUAGCGACGGCAGUGGCAGUUGUUCUCUACACAGCUAUUGGUGGCCUGAAAGCGGUGAUAUGGACAGAUGUUCUCCAGUACAUCAUUAUGUUUGCUGGGAUACUUGCGGUAAUGAUAAAGGGAACAUUGAGAUGUGACCCUGACCCCACCAUCAGACACACCGUGUGGAACGUGGGAGUUGCGAGAGUGUUUACUGGAUUGGGAGCGAUGCUGUUUGGGUUAAUCUGUGGCCCUAUGUUUGGAGCUCUUUGCAUCAUCAGUGGUCUUGUGGCAUAUGGUUACUAUGAUUACAAGAGAUGCGACCCUAUAGCCUCCAAUCAGAUCGACAAUGUUAAUCAGAUAUUACCUUUCUUGACACUAGACAUAUUCCGGAACCUGCCAGGAAUGGCGGGACUAUUUCUUGCAGCGCUGUACAGUGCGUCUCUCAGCUCAUUAUCAUCAGGACUCUCAGCCCUUGCGAACAUAACAUGGGAGGAAUUUGUAAGACCGCGUUUUCCUGAAAUGUUAGAGUCUAAACAAAUUGCAGUCGCCAAAUUAUCAGGCGUUGAUGCUUCAGGUGGAAACAAGGAUGGAGUUAACCCUAUCUACGUGAGAAAGUUCUACAGGAGGCGCCAACAGGAAGAAGAGCAUGUGAUGACUGAAGAAAGUUUACCCACACAUCAGAUAUCCUGA
Messenger RNA from Haliotis rubra (blacklip abalone), 1266 nucleotides. Its product is annotated as sodium-coupled monocarboxylate transporter 1-like. The transcript is spliced from 13 exons. Gene Ontology annotation, molecular function: symporter activity. The record is from RefSeq and is a predicted model, not a curated record. Gene Ontology annotation, biological process: sodium ion transport; transmembrane transport. Gene Ontology annotation, cellular component: membrane. NCBI's taxonomy places the organism in Eukaryota, Metazoa, Mollusca, Gastropoda, Lepetellida, Haliotidae. Bases 1 to 1266 code for a protein of 421 amino acids.